CCACGUAGUGGAACAUCCUUCAACAGUGUCUUCAAGAGCGUCAGCUUCUUUUGAUUAUAAAAGGACCGCAACCAGGUGCUACUCUCUUUCUGACGUAGGUCUCUGUGGAGCUACAUAAGAGUUGUUGCUUGAACCUGCUACCAGAUCUUAUACGAGAGGGGUUAUACAAGGUUACGUAACACAGACCUAACACCCCCUACUUUUCAACCAGGAUGAGGGAAGUUUUUGGAGUAGCUCUUGUGGCAUUAUGGAGUGUGUGUGUUGAAGCACAGAUUACGGUAUUUCCCGUGUUUCCUCCGGGAUUUGGGGACUCAAAGGAUCCAGCUAUAAAAGAACAGUUUGUAGGAAGCUGUAAAAACGCCUGCACAGGAGGACAGGGAACCUUCAUUGCACGAUGCACGUUCAACCAUCCGUACGCCUGCAACUUGUACGUGGAGUGCCUACGUUUCGGAGGUCUGUGGGUCAUAUAUGGUCGGCAUGCUCCCGUUGGGGAUGUAUAUGACGAGAGGGACGGUCGUCUCAAGGAAAUUCUGCCCAGUGGAAUACCAGAUAAUUCGUUUUGUCUCCGAGUUGGCCAUCCAUGUGCAUCUAAUCGUCCUAUACCCGAAGACGCCUCCCAGUGUGGGGGCUUCAUGACGUGUGUGAACAACACCAUUAUCUCCAGUAAGUGUCCCGAAGAACGUGGAUUCAGUGCCUGGACCGGGGCGUGCGACCUUGAGUGCGACAAGACAAAGAGGAGACUGGUGGUCCGGUUGUGUGGGCCAUCUCUCCGAGGCCAAACCUUCUUCCAGAUCAACGAGACGGUGACCUAUGGCAACGGGCUCCCCACCGUGGAGAGUCUUGAUACGACCUGUCCAGCAUCCACGUCCUACCAGGUCAUGGGAAAAUGCGGCUGUGACCACUCCAACGAGACUGCGAAAGGCUGUGAGACGACAAGUGCUAUUCAUCUGUCAUCAUCUGACAAUUCCUGGGAACUUGCCAAGAACAAUACCCCGAUGAUGGACAGUAGCUCCAUCGAUGGCAACGCUGACAUCGUCAAAUCUACAAGCAAUGACAACCCACGAUCUGCUUUCUUCUCUGGAGGCCAGAGUUUCGUCGCCCCGCGUUUAGACGGAAAUGACCUUGGUCUCUAUUUUGACCUGGCCUUCACCUUCCAAGCUGUCCAAUCAGACAACACCACACGCGGUGUCCUUGUCCCCAGUGGAACCAAUGGACCAUUGAUUAUUGCCCUUGUUGAUAACAGCGCCAAGAACCAGGAGGCCACGUAUGGCUGUAGACUUCUGGUUGUACGAACAAACUACGGCCAAGUACAAUGCUAUGUUAGACCGAGUAAAGCUUCCGAUUCGAACGAGAGAUACGAUGCCAAUGCUACAAGUCCAGAAGUGGAUCUUAGAAGAAGAGUGUCCGUUGUGUUCGCGAAGGAUAACACCAAGGGCAAGUUGAGCGUGACAGCUGAAGGUUCCACAGAACAGACAACGGAGUUUCUAUUCGAGAAAGGAAUCCGGGCAGUUGGGAACUCCUCUCCUUUGGCCAUAGCUUCGGGAACAGGCAAGAGCGAUUUCACUGGCUACAUGGACGACAUGUUCAUCAAGAAGUAUUGCGGAUCGUUUAUGUGAAACUGUACACGCAGCGCCCAAGGAGGUUUCCUUCGCCAACUUUGCAUAAUAGAUACCUUGACAGGAGGAAACGACAGCAUGUCAUGUCAUGUCAUGGCAUGAUACGACACAGCAGGGACUUCAGGACUAUAGGUGUAUUCCUUUUUUUCAGCUUAAAAAGGUUAUUGCGAGUGUCCGACUAAUAAAAUAUGUGAUAUUCA
Molecule: messenger RNA, 1816 nt
Organism: Haliotis rufescens (red abalone)
Lineage: Eukaryota; Metazoa; Mollusca; Gastropoda; Lepetellida; Haliotidae
Exons: 8
Coding region: 213-1616 (467 amino acids)
Cellular component (GO): extracellular region
Molecular function (GO): chitin binding
Source: RefSeq, a predicted model, not a curated record